AUGCCUAGAGAGCCUAAAGUCAAGAAGCCAAGACAUGAUCCUCUCUUGGUGGAUCUGGAACAAGAUGAUCAUCUUCACAAGUUUGGUAGAGUCAGCAAGCCAGGUCGACGACGGAAGCGCAUAGAGGAAGAUGAGGUGGAAGGGGGCGGAGAAGAUGCGAGAAUGUCGAAGAAGAUUUUAGAUCUGGCAAGGGAUCAACAGGAUGAAAUAGCUAGGGAAAUGGGGGAGGAAGAAUGGGAAGAUGAGGACGAGGGAGAACCAUCGUCGAGGACAAGAGUAAUUGAUGAUGGAUCGGACGAGGAUGAAGAGAUUCAAGAGGGCAGUGAAUAUGGAGAUAGAGAGUAUGGUGAUCUGGAAAUCGAUCCUGCUGACCAUGCUACUUUAGACGCUUUAGGUCCGAGCGCUGCUAUGGGUGAAGCAGGAGGGAGAACUCUGGCAGAUAUAAUCUUUAGUAAGAUGCAAGGAGGUGCGAUAUCCAGGGGUAUGGAAGAUGAAGAUGAAGGUCCUCCUGAUCCUAAAAAAGGUCUGAAUCCAAAAGUCAUCGAAGUCUAUACAAAAGUCGGUUUCUUACUCUCUCGAUAUAAAUCUGGUCCAUUACCUAAAGCCCUCAAGAUCCUCCCAUCACUUCCUCAUUGGGCACAACUCCUCGCUUUGACAGAACCUGAUAAAUGGACACCUCACGCCACUUUCGCAUGUACGAAGAUAUUCGUUUCCAAUCUUAAACCUACCGAGGUGAGAGUUUUCAACGAAGGAGUAUUGCUCGACAAGUGUAGAGAAGAUAUGCGAGCGAAUGGAGGCAAGUUGAACGUUCAUUUGUACGAAUCUCUCAAAAAGGCACUAUACAAACCUGCUGCUUUCUUCAAAGGUAUUCUAUUCCCUUUAUGUGAGACCGCUUGUUCUUUGAAAGAAGCAGCCAUCGUCGCUUCGGUACUUUCGAAAGUAUCAGUUCCCGUACUUCAUUCCGCUGCUGCUCUCAUGCGAUUGGCAUCGAUGGAUUAUUCCGGUCCGAAUUCCCUUUUCAUCCGUGUUCUCCUCGAUAAGAAAUACGCAUUACCUUAUAAAGUGGUAGAUGCUAUCGUAUUUCACUUUAUCCGAUUAGCCAAUUCGCCUCGAAGUCGUCAUGGGGAAGAUAAACUUCCGGUUUUGUGGCAUCAAAGUUUACUUGUUUUUGUACAGAGGUACAGCUCGGAUUUGACGCCAGACCAAAAGGAUGCGUUACUUGACGUGAUACGUGUUCGACCUCACGCCACGAUCAGUUCAGAGAUCCGACGUGAGAUAGUGAAUUCGGUAGAGAGAGGCGCUCCUCGUCCAGGGGAAGAGGACGUGUUGAUGAGGUGA
Molecule: messenger RNA, 1338 nt
Organism: Tremella mesenterica DSM 1558
Lineage: Eukaryota; Fungi; Basidiomycota; Tremellomycetes; Tremellales; Tremellaceae
Exons: 8
Coding region: 1-1338 (445 amino acids)
Biological process (GO): rRNA processing
Cellular component (GO): cytoplasm; nucleolus; preribosome, small subunit precursor
Molecular function (GO): snoRNA binding
Source: RefSeq, a predicted model, not a curated record